Fusarium odoratissimum NRRL 54006 is the source of this 2675-nucleotide messenger RNA. RefSeq lists its product as uncharacterized. Bases 500 to 973 code for a protein of 157 amino acids. The record is from RefSeq and is a predicted model, not a curated record. NCBI's taxonomy places the organism in Eukaryota, Fungi, Ascomycota, Sordariomycetes, Hypocreales, Nectriaceae. The transcript is spliced from 2 exons.
GUUGGGGGUGGUGGUAAGACUGACAGGUGUUGGUUGCAACUUAUUAGACUUCGCCAGGCACAAGUUUACCUUGCUACUGUCACCUCCAAUAAGCAACCGUCGGAAGUCUCAAGACAGAAUUAAAACACACCAUUAAACCCAUUGAGUUCACUCCAAGACAUCGUCUCCUCAGCCCGGGCCGUGUAAGCCAAAGUUCCCGUUGGCCCCGACCUCUGUGUAUGCAACCACAUUAAUCACCGGCCAAUAAGAUAAGGUAGGCCUCCCCUAGCGGGCAUUUUUACACUUCCGACCAACAAACAUGGCCAACCAAAUACCAAUAACAUGACUUCUGACCUCCAAUUGAGGGGUCGAGGGACAAUCAUUGGAACUUGCCUGGCCAAGAGGUUGCGAGAAAGCCUACUCAAAGUGUCAUUCUAAGCCAUGCCGAGAGUAUGUGAGAUAAGGAGAAAACAACAACAGAGUAUAAAAUGAAACGCUUCCUCUGAGAGUUUCUUUGUAAAUGCACCCUCUUUCCAAUCCCAUUCGCAGCGUCAAGCUCAUGAGUGAUACUCAGUCACUUCCCCAGAUUCAGGACGAGCCUACGGAAUUAAGUUUCGUAGGCUCGGACAAUUCGCUCAGCCUGUCUCCAACGGACUUCGAGGCCUUGUGCACAGUGACAUACUCUCAGGAUGUGGAUCAGAGCCUCAUGGGCUCAUGGCCGCAGGACAUUGUUUCUCUUGGCCCUUUGAUGGAUCAAGAGGAUGUUCUUGGCUUGGCUAUGGACUCCGCACCUCCAGCUGUGGACGACUGCUCCGACUUUGACUUCGCAGCGCCGAUUAUCGGGAUGGAUUCGCAUCUCAGCAAUGUCGAAGCAGCUCAGUUCGACCUUUCAUCCUCGCCUGUAUCUCUUCUCGAUCUUCCUGAAUCCGCACAUGAGGUACUUCCAGGAUAUGUAUCGCUCUCCGGCUCCCCAGACCCCACAUCCACUCUGUAGAGUGCAGGUUCUGCAUACAGCCAGUCGAACGAUGCAAUCCUUGAUGCAUUCUCUCCUGUGGUUUUAGGAAGUGACGGAACUCAGAUACAAUCUUUUGGUCUCAUCGCGUCAGACUUUGUUUCUCCUCCUGCUGAGAUCUCAACAGAUAAUAGUUCAAGUUCGGAAACGAGCAGUAAGGAAAGGUUCGAAGAAGAUGCCGUGACUCGUCUGAAAAGUGACGAGUUUUCAAGAAAUGGAAUAUUUUUUUGCAACUGGCCCAAAUGCGAUAAGUCCUUCGACGAGAAUCGCAAGCGGAAGUGAGGCUUGUGAUCCCUUAAUUCUGUAUGCCCACGUUACUAACGAGAACUUAGCAACCAUCUUCGAACUCAUACCAGACCUGUUCACUGUUCCUGGCCUGGCUGUAACUAUACAGAUGCUUGGCAGAAGGAUAUGCGUCGUCACUACAAGACUCACCGCUCCCGGAAGACCUUCCAAUGUUUGUUAUGCAAUGAGUGGUUUACCAGGAAGUGCAACUUGAGUAGACAUGAGCGGGAGGCACAUCAUGGAAAGAAGAGGGAGAGGAAGCGCCGUAGCUAGCCGGUCCUUUUAAUAGCGUGUACCGAGAGUAAAUUUAAUUUUGUAUUCCUCCAUUGCUGGGUUCUUCCUAAAUAUCCAAUUUGUCAAUAGUAGUAGUUAACUAAAAUCUUAGAUAUAUGCUCUUGUCACUUCAAGCAUCUAAUCCUGCGCCUCCAUCCGACUCGUCAUCACUAUCCUCAUUCUCAUCGCUGAAUUCAUCUUCGUUCAUAUGUGCCAAUGAGGCAGAAUCUGUGCCGUCACUCCAUCCAUCACCGUUUCCCAAGACUUCGUCAGCCUCAACCUCGCCAAGGCUUGCAGAGUUCAUAGCCUCGGUGAUAUUCGUCACAGAGUCUGGCUGCCAUGGGGUAGGCCGUUGCCGAGUUUCGAUCUGCUUUUCAACUGCUGUACUCAGCUCACUACUAAGCAUUCCCAAGACUCGACGCUGAUGCGCCCAGUGCUCAUUCUCCCGUCCGCCUGGCAACUCGAUAGGUCUCCAGUUCAGGUACGCUUUCUGAUGAGACUCGGGCUCCUCGAGCCUUCCAGGGUGGUACUUAAAGUAGAAUUUGCAGCAUAGACAUGAAAGCUUGCUGCACGCUAUGUAGCGAUCGUUACCGACGAAGCUUCGUUCGUUGCGAUGGAAUUCUUCUAGUACCUGAAUCUCGGAGUGCACACGUGCUUGGCCCUUAUCCUCGUCGUACAUGGAUCUGAUGGCCUCUUCCAGUUUUAGUGGCCCAUCUAAUCGAGCGAGAUAGUUCUGCAUAUCCUCAAGACGGGGAUCCCUAGGCUGUAGUAUCCUUUUUAGGAUCGAGUUGAGGUUCCUAAGCCCAUCCGCUGGCGGAACAAUUGCUGGGAUAGGGGCCUGAAUUUUCUUGAUUUGAUAAGAGUUGAAAAGUGGUCCUAGCAUGAGAAAAUCUUCAAUCAGGAGUGCUGGUAUGCGGAUUCUCUCGGCAAGACGGCCUAUCAAAUGUCUGACUGCCUUGAUAUUCAUUGCAGUUUCUCGAGGUGCAACACCAAGCUCUCUACUCAGAGACCCAAGGCUCGACAUCUGAAGAUCAUGUCGAGAAUCGUAAGCAGUUUUACAAAGGGCUAGAGUGUCGGUAUUAGUGGCAGAGAAUCGAGGUAGCCACUCUAGGAGGGAUCUUCUUUC